AUGUCUACACCCACAUUCCAAACCACCAAGCCGUUUACGCGACUUUUCAACUUGUCCAAAUUUAAGUUGCUAGCCGUGUUCCUAGCACUGUCCAUAACCCUUCUUUUGGCAUCAUAUGGCUGGAAAAAAAGUCUCGAUCAUCAAUUACCCGCAUUGCCUGCGGAAAACAAUGAUCCGGAACCGGAUUUUUGGAAUUGGCAGACAAUCACCCAUUUUCAAAAGUAUAAAUCGAAAGGUCCAUUUACAGCGGAAGACAUAUGCGCCGACUUCCCUUCAAACAUUCUCGAACGCGUCCAGGUGGUCUUGAAAACUGGCGCGACGGAAAGCGCAGACCGCAUCGAUGCCUCCAUGAACUCAGUAACGCGCUGCAUCUCCAACCUCCUUGUCGUCUCGGACCGUGCGACCGAGCUCCACGGACAUCGCGUGCACGACGUUCUCGCCGAUCUGGCACCCCUUGCUGAACAAUUGAAUGUCACCGAUUUCAAAAUGUACGAAGCGUUGCGAAACGGCGACAAGAACGUCGGUGGUGCGGAGGGUUGGCGGCUAGAUCGCUUCAAAUUCUUGCCGAUGAUUGAACGUGCAAAGGAAGCGAAUCCCACCGCUGAAUGGUUCGUUUUCCUCGAGACAGAUACGUAUAUAUUUUGGGAUAAUCUGUUUAGACUACUGGAUCAGUUUGAUGCAGGUGUGCCCUUGUACUUCGGUUCGCCUUCGCCAGGGUUUUGGCUGGAAAACGAACAAAGAGUAUGGUUCGCAUAUGGAGGCUCUGGCUUCGUUCUUUCUAGAGCGGCCGUCGAGAUCCUGACAGAGCGUGAAAUCGGAGAAUACGGAGAAUAUCUCGAGCCCUCUGUCAGCGAACGCUAUAUGGAAGUGGUGGAUCGCGACUGCUGUGGAGACUCGGUACUUGGAUUUGCACUUUAUCAAAAAGGAAUCAACAUAUCUGGAUUGUGGCCCAUGUUUAAUGCGCAUCCUUUACAUGGGAUCCCUUUCGACGCCAAGCACUGGUGUCAACCCGUUAUCAGCUUGCAUAAAUCCUUGUUCUCCGAUAUGACGGGAUUGGCUAAAUGGGAGAGCAAGCGGGACAGAACGAGCCCCGUCCUAUAUUCCGACCUAGUCGAUUAUCUUCAAUUAGGAGCACUGCCAGACCGAGUCGAAUGGGACAACGGUGACUUUGGCGGGCAUAUUGAACCGCCGGAGUCUGCAGCGCAUGGCUCAUUGGACGCGUGUCGACAAGCAUGCCAAGAUAGUGAUGCGUGUCUCUCAUUUACUUGGGAUUCGGCUGGGCAAUGCGUGUUUGUUCGCACAAUACGUCUUGGGGCCGGGAAGAAGGUCUCGCCUAAUAAACUCACGGCUGGGUGGGAUAAUCCGGGGAUCCAAAGGUGGCGCGAUGACAAUAGGUGUGAGGCGCCGAUGUGGGUGAAGCCUAGCAUUAAGAGAAUCUUUUAA
Penicillium longicatenatum is the source of this 1443-nucleotide messenger RNA. RefSeq names its product glycosyltransferase family 31 protein. The transcript has 2 exons. Bases 1 to 1443 code for a protein of 480 amino acids. Gene Ontology annotation, cellular component: membrane. NCBI's taxonomy places the organism in Eukaryota, Fungi, Ascomycota, Eurotiomycetes, Eurotiales, Aspergillaceae. Gene Ontology annotation, molecular function: glycosyltransferase activity. The record is from RefSeq and is a predicted model, not a curated record.